AUGCUGCCGCCGGGGCGCAACGGCACCGCGUACCGGACACGGGCCCGACAGCAGCAGCUGGUGCAGGGGGGCGCCGUGGGGGGCUCGGAGGGGGUGGCGCCGCUGGGGCCGGCGCAGGUGGUCACCGCCGGCCUCCUGACCCUGCUCAUCGUCUGGACCCUGCUGGGCAACGUGCUGGUGUGCGCCGCCAUCGUGCACAGCCGCCACCUGCGCGCCAAGAUGACCAAUGUCUUCAUCGUGUCUCUGGCCGUGUCCGACCUCUUCGUGGCGUUGCUGGUCAUGCCCUGGAAGGCAGUCGCCGAGGUGUCCGGUUACUGGCCCUUUGGGGCCUUCUGCGACAUCUGGGUGGCCUUCGACAUCAUGUGCUCCACCGCCUCCAUCCUGAACCUGUGCAUCAUCAGCGUGGACCGCUACUGGGCCAUCUCCAGGCCCUUCUGCUACGAGCGCACGAUGACCCCGCGUGUGGCCUUGGUCAUGGUCGGCCUCGCGUGGACCUUGUCGGUCCUCAUCUCCUUCAUCCCAGUCCAGCUCCACUGGCACAGGGACAAGGUAGGCUCCUGGGGUGGGGUGGACCCGCUGUCCCACCUGGCCAACGGGACGCCCUGGGAGGAAGCCGGGGAGCCAGACGUGAGGGAGGAAAACUGUGACUCCAGCCUGAACCGAACUUACGCCAUCUCCUCCUCGCUCAUCAGCUUCUACAUCCCGGUGGCCAUCAUGGUCGUGACCUACACGCGCAUCUACCGCAUCGCCCAGGGGCAAAUCCGCAGGAUCUCCUGCCUGGAGAGGGCGGCGGAGCACGCGCAGAGCUGCCGGAGCCGGGAGGCCUGCGCCCCAGACACCGGCCUGCGGGCAUCCAUCAGGAAGGAGACCAAAGUCCUUAAAACCCUGUCGGUGGUCAUGGGGGUCUUUGUGUGCUGCUGGCUGCCCUUCUUCAUCCUUAACUGCAUGGUCCCCUUCUGCGGCGGACCCCCGGAGGACUUCCCCUGCGUCAGCGAGACCACCUUCGACGUCUUCGUCUGGUUCGGCUGGGCCAACUCCUCCCUCAACCCCAUCAUUUACGCCUUCAACGCCGACUUCCGGAAGGUGUUUGCCCAGCUGCUGGGGUGCGGCCACCUGUGCUCCCGCACCCAGGUGGAGACAGCGAACAUCAGUAACGAGCUCGUCUCCUACCAUCAGGACACCGCCCUCCACAAGCAGAUCCCCGCUGUCUCCAUCCACAGCAUCCCCAGCGCGGCGACGCCGGGCGUCGCGGAGGUGGACAAGGAGGAGGACGAGAGCCCUUUCCAGCGUAUGUCUCCGAUCGCUCAGGCAUCGCCAGAUGGUGACCCUGCUGCCCAGUCCAUCUGGGAGCUGGACUGCGAGGGGCAGAUUUCACUGGGCAAAAUAACACCUUUCACUCCCAGUGGAUUCCAUUAAACUGCAGAAGAACCGUUGCUCCGGAUCUAUACCACCGCACAGACAUUAAUAAGCAUGCAGAAUACACGCGGAGACACAUAAGUACCUUUCCAGCGCUGCUCCGCUUAUCACGGUUCCUGUGCCAGUGCAGUGGCCCACUGCUUAGAAACCUCACCAGACUGAUUUGUUGUUGAAAGGAUUUGGCAGAAGCCGUUGGAAUAAACGCAGUCAUUUUUACCUUAGCCUAGCAUAGCUGGACCACUGGUUCUGUUAGAGAAGAGAAGAUGGUGAUGGGCUCUCAAAAAAAUUGGUACUUGGUCUUUCAAAUGCGUGCUCUCCCCUUUGCUUUUAAACGAAUAGAUUGUUCAGUAACUUACCCGUGUUCGGACUGAUUUUAAGCAGUAGAUUCAACGUGUGUGUAGCGCUGAUGGGGACAUGUGUGGCUUUCCUGUAUCUUGCUUCCUGUGGCCUGUGUUUAUGCAGUUUCUGCUCUCUCUGUGUCUUUACUACAGCUGAGGAAUUCCUUCUGGUUUGUUCUGGUGUCUAAUAAAUACAAAUUAUGUGUUUUAUGGGGUGAUUAUCUUUGCUUUGCCAGAUUGAUUUUCAGGGUGUCUCCGAGAGAACUGGUGAGAGCAUCCUUCAAAGCAGGGGAGAUUUUGGCUGGAUCUGGAAGCACAGAUUUAUUUUCUUGACAGACAGUGUGGUGUUAAAGGUACCCAGAGGGGCAAGGGAACUUGAAGGGCUUCUGGUAUCUCAGAUUUUCUUUUUAUUAGAAACACACGUCUUGAGUCUGUGCUAAAAGUUGGAUCAAUACCAGGACAUCAAAUAUGGACUCCACAAUCUCAGAAUUCCAGUUUGUUUUCUCAUUUGGAAUCUUCUCAUUUUUUUUUUUUUGUCCUUUUUUUAGGGCUGCACCCAUGACAUAUGGAAGUUCCCGGGCUAGGGGUCGAAUCAGAGCUG
Messenger RNA from Sus scrofa (pig), 2355 nucleotides. RefSeq names its product dopamine receptor D5 (gene DRD5). NCBI's taxonomy places the organism in Eukaryota, Metazoa, Chordata, Mammalia, Artiodactyla, Suidae. Gene Ontology annotation, molecular function: dopamine neurotransmitter receptor activity, coupled via Gs; G protein-coupled receptor activity. Gene Ontology annotation, biological process: adenylate cyclase-activating adrenergic receptor signaling pathway; positive regulation of MAPK cascade; G protein-coupled dopamine receptor signaling pathway. The record is from RefSeq and is a predicted model, not a curated record. Gene Ontology annotation, cellular component: plasma membrane.